AUGGCCAUGGAACAGACUGGAAUUCGUGCUACUUUGACACCUUGCGAGGCUGAGUGUGACCAUGCUGCGGGGUAUGCCACGGGCAUUCCCCGCGCUCUUGUGGGACGGGCCAUGGACAAGGAAGAUGGCGUUACCGACAUUUACCAGACGCCAUGA
This is a messenger RNA of Parastagonospora nodorum SN15, 156 nucleotides long. RefSeq lists its product as hypothetical. The record is from RefSeq and is a predicted model, not a curated record. The transcript has 2 exons. NCBI's taxonomy places the organism in Eukaryota, Fungi, Ascomycota, Dothideomycetes, Pleosporales, Phaeosphaeriaceae. The coding region runs from base 1 to 156 and encodes 51 amino acids.